AUGGCAGAAUUCAUCCGCGCCCAGAUUUUCGGCACUACUUUCGAGAUCACAAGCAGGUACACAGACUUGCAGCCGGUCGGUAUGGGAGCAUUUGGGCUCGUUUGCUCUGCAAAGGACCAACUUACCGGCCAACCCGUCGCCAUCAAAAAGAUUAUGAAGCCAUUCAGCACACCGGUUCUCUCGAAACGAACAUACAGAGAAUUGAAGCUACUCAAGCAUCUGAAGCAUGAAAAUGUUAUCAGUCUUAGCGAUAUCUUCAUUUCGCCACUCGAAGACAUCUACUUUGUCACAGAGCUCCUCGGUACGGAUCUUCACAGGCUAUUGACAUCCAGACCGCUCGAGAAGCAAUUCAUUCAAUAUUUCCUUUAUCAAAUUCUAAGAGGUUUGAAAUAUGUCCACUCGGCCGGUGUCAUCCAUCGUGACUUGAAACCAAGUAACAUCUUGGUAAAUGAAAACUGCGACUUGAAGAUUUGCGAUUUUGGACUUGCUCGAAUCCAGGAUCCGCAGAUGACCGGAUAUGUCUCCACAAGAUACUACCGUGCUCCGGAGAUCAUGUUGACCUGGCAGAAGUACGAUGUCGAGGUCGAUAUCUGGAGUGCAGGUUGUAUCUUCGCGGAGAUGUUGGAGGGAAAGCCACUCUUCCCCGGAAAGGACCACGUCAACCAGUUUUCAAUCAUCACAGAGCUACUAGGAAGCCCGCCAGAGGACGUUAUCCAUACUAUUUGUAGCGAGAAUACACUGCGAUUCGUCCAGUCGUUACCCAAACGUGAACGUAUCCCACUUUCUCAAAAGUUCAAGAACGCUGAUCCAGCUGCGGUCGAUCUGCUCGAACGAAUGCUUGUCUUCGAUCCCAAGAAGAGAAUCUCAGCCGCACAAGCUCUAGCACAUGAAUACCUUGCUCCGUACCACGAUCCCUCAGAUGAGCCCGUAGCGGCUGAGAAGUUCGAUUGGUCUUUUAAUGACGCCGACCUCCCAGUUGACACAUGGAAGAUCAUGAUGUACAGCGAGAUUCUCGAUUAUCAUAACGUCGACCAAAACGAUACGCCACUCUAG
Messenger RNA from Orbilia oligospora ATCC 24927, 1053 nucleotides. RefSeq lists its product as uncharacterized. Bases 1 to 1053 code for a protein of 350 amino acids. Gene Ontology annotation, cellular component: nucleus; cytoplasm. NCBI's taxonomy places the organism in Eukaryota, Fungi, Ascomycota, Orbiliomycetes, Orbiliales, Orbiliaceae. The record is from RefSeq and is a predicted model, not a curated record. The transcript has 9 exons. Gene Ontology annotation, biological process: cellular response to oxidative stress; stress-activated MAPK cascade; protein phosphorylation. Gene Ontology annotation, molecular function: ATP binding; MAP kinase activity.